This is a messenger RNA of Panicum virgatum (switchgrass), 2074 nucleotides long. RefSeq names its product probable 2-oxoglutarate-dependent dioxygenase At5g05600. The transcript has 3 exons. The record is from RefSeq and is a predicted model, not a curated record. Bases 513 to 1607 code for a protein of 364 amino acids. Lineage: Eukaryota; Viridiplantae; Streptophyta; Magnoliopsida; Poales; Poaceae.
UCAGCUAAUUAAACUGCCGGCCAGAAUAUAUGUAUAGCGCACACGGCCUCUUCCAAGCCGCAACCUGUCUUCUCUCGCUCCAUUAUCUUCCCCUCCUCGAGGUCGAAUUGUUUAUACAUGUGCUCGCUCUAUCAUCGCCAUCGUCGUCAUCCCUUGUCUGAUCAAGCAAAGAACACAUGCAUAACCCCCCUGUGCGUGGUUCCUGGAGUUCGUCACACCAUUCAUGCGCUAGCUAGCUGAUCGAUCUCAGCGCCGCAGCUAGUUUUGUCGUCCCAUGGCCAUGCAGCUAGCAUCUGCAAUUUCUCCCAGCUUCUAGCUAGUUUGCUAGGGAAGAUAGGUAGCCACCAGCUAAGCCGGCCGUCACUACUGGAAUCAUCCUAGCUCGCUAUAAGUAGUGCAACGCUCCAAGAGCGGGAGAGCAUCCGGCCGAGGUGAGCAGAGCAUCCCGACGACAGUGAGCAGAAGGUAGCAGGCGCCGGCCAGAGAGCUGAGGUGAGCUCGUCCCGUCGCUCAUGGAAGGCGCAGGAGCCGGGUGGCCGGAGCCGGUGGUGCGGGUGCAGUCGCUGUCGGAGAGCGGCGCCGCCACCAUCCCGGAGCGCUACGUCAAGCCGGAGGCGGAGCGCCCGGCGGCGGCGGCGGCCGGGGGAGCGACGGCAGCAGAGGGCAUCCCCGUGGUGGACCUGUCGUCGCCGGGCGACCCGGCGACGGCGCGGGCGGUGUCGGAGGCGUGCCGCGAGUGGGGCUUCUUCCAGGCGGUGAACCACGGCGUGCCCCCGGAGCUCCUCCGGCGCGCGCGGGGCGUGUGGCGCGGCUUCUUCCGGCAGCCGAUGGAGGUGAAGCAGCGGUACGCCAACUCGCCGGCGACGUACGAGGGGUACGGCAGCCGGCUGGGCGUGGAGAAGGGCGCCGUCCUCGACUGGGGCGACUACUACUUCCUCCACGUCCGCCCGCCCCACCUCUUCGACCCUGACAAUUGGCCACACCUCCCCCCGGGCCCGGACCUCAGGGAGACGACGGAGGAGUACAGCCGAGAGGUGGCGGCGCUGUGCGGGCGCCUGAUGACGGCGAUGUCGGUGGGGCUGGGCGCCGGGCCGUCGCGGCUGCAGGAGGCGUUCGGCGGCGCGGAGGGCGCCGGGGUGUGCGUGCGGGUGAACUACUACCCGCGGUGCCCGCAGCCGGAGCUGACGCUGGGCCUGUCCUCGCACUCGGACCCCGGCGGCAUGACCGUUCUCCUCGCCGACGACCGCGUCCGGGGCCUCCAGGUCCGCCGCCGCGGCGCCUGGGUCACCGUCGACCCCGUGCCCGACGCUUUCAUCGUCAACGUCGGCGACCAAAUCCAGGUGCUGACGAACGCGACGUACCGCAGCGUGGAGCACCGGGUGAUGGUGAACGCGGCGGAGGAGCGGCUGUCGGUGGCGCUCUUCUACAACCCCCGGAGCGACCUCCCGCUGGCGCCCCUGCCGGAGCUCGUCUCGCCGGAGCGCCCCUCGCUCUACAGCCCCAUGACCUUCGACGAGUACCGCCUCUUCAUCCGCCGCAAGGGCCCACGCGGCAAGACCCAGGUCGACUCCCUCAAGGCCACCGCCGUCGGCGGCGCAGCUACAUGAUGAUGCAUGCAUCCGUCUGCUGCUGCCCGCCCGAAUAAUAUUACUUUGAUUAUUAGGUUAGCCUAUGUUGAUUACUAGUACUGUGGACAUCAUUCUCAUCAAAUGAAGAGUUAUUAAUUAUUAGUCCUUAGAGCAACUGCAGUAGGGCUACUAAAUGAGCUGUCAUUUCCAUAUUUGCUCGGUGAGUGCAAAAAAUUGAUCUCCAGCAGGCCUUCCAAAUUAGCUGUCAUUUUAGUAGGCCUUCCAAAAUUUUCCCCUCACCCCCCUCCACCCCCAAUUUGGUGGCCCUCUAUUUGGGCUGCCAACUAUGGGCCCUCUAUAGAAGCCCAAUUUACUCGGCCUGCUGUAGUGGAGGCCCAUAUUUAUGUGAGUAAAAUUUAGAAGUGAGCUUCUAAAUAGACAUUUGCUCACUCAAAUUUAGAAGCCCUACUGGAGUUGCUCUUAGUUAUUGAUACGUUUCUUUCAUU